CCUCUUUUCCUCCUCCCCUCCGCCUCCAUAUAUCUCCACCUGACCGGCGACUGCUAAACCCUAGCUCGUUCCCCUUCUAGCCUUAAACCUUCUUCCCCCAUCUCACGAAAAAGGGCAACAUCUAGGCGGCGGCGGCGGGCGGUGAUCAUGGCGGAGCUGAAGCGGCUGUCGGAGAGCCGCGACCUAACCCGCAUCGAGCGGAUAGGCGCGCACUCCCACAUCCGGGGGCUGGGGCUGGACUCCUCCAUCGAGGCCCGCGAUGCCUCGGAGGGGAUGGUCGGCCAGCUCCCCGCGCGCCGCGCCGCUGGACUCAUCCUCCAGCUCAUCCGCCAGGGGAAGAUCGCCGGCCGCGCCGUCCUCCUCGCAGGGCAGCCGGGGACCGGCAAGACCGCCCUCGCCAUGGGCAUCGCCAAGUCGCUCGGCGCCGAGACGCCCUUCGCCUCCGUCGCUGCCUCCGAGCUCUUCUCCCUCGACCUCUCCAAGACCGAGGCGCUCACCCAGGCGUUCCGCCGCGCCAUUGGCGUUCGCAUCAAGGAGGAAGCGGAGAUCAUCGAGGGCGAGGUCGUUGAGAUCUCAAUCGACCGCCCUGUCUCCGCCGGUAGCUCGGGCAUACCUUCAGGUGCUACCGCUGCCGGCAAGACUGGAAGGCUCACGCUGAAGACUACGGACAUGGAGACGGUGUAUGAGCUGGGUGGGAAGAUGAUUGAGGCCCUGGGGAAGGAGAAGGUACAGAGCGGGGAUGUGAUUGCGCUCGACAAGGCCUCCGGGAAGGUUACCAAGCUUGGCCGCUCCAUCGGGAGGUCACGGGAUUAUGAUGCCGUUGGUGCGCACACCAAGUUUGUCAAGUGCCCUGAAGGAGAGCUCCAGAAGCGCAAGGAGGUUAUGCACUGCGUUACCUUACAUGAGAUUGAUGUCAUCAAUAGCAGGACACAAGGCUUCCUUGCACUUUUCACUGGUGACACUGGUGAGAUCCGUGCAGAGGUUAGGGAGCAGAUCGAUACAAAAGUUGCCGAGUGGAGAGAGGAAGGAAAGGCUGAGAUUGUCCCUGGCGUUCUGUUUAUCGAUGAAGUCCACAUGCUAGACAUUGAAUGCUUCUCCUUCCUGAACCGUGCUCUGGAGAAUGACAUGGCUCCGAUCCUCGUUAUUGCGACGAAUCGAGGCAUUACAACCAUACGUGGGACCAACUACCGAUCACCACAUGGUAUACCGUCGGAUUUCCUCGACCGCCUCUUGAUCAUCACAACACAACCAUACACGGCGGAGGAGAUCCGGAAGAUCUUAGACAUCAGGUGUGAGGAAGAAGACGUUGAAAUGUCUGCUGAGGGCAAGGAUCUGCUGACAAAGAUUGGCACUGAGACCUCCCUCAGGUACGCGAUCCAGCUGAUCACUUCGGCCGGCUUGGCUUGCCAGAAGCGCAAGGGCAAGGUCGUGGAGAUGGAGGACAUAAGCCGGGUGUACCACCUGUUUCUGGACGUGAAGAGAUCGACGCAGUUCUUGAUCGACAGCCAGAGCGACUACAUGUUCAGUGAAGUGCAAGGGGAUUCCGAUGGGGAUGACGCCAUGCAGUCCUAGACGGAGAAUUUUGCAAUGGAACCGGGGUUGGUUUGUAUGGCUCGUGUAUCUUGGAUACUUGUUUCUCGUUUAGAUUAGUUGUUGAGCGUGAGAUGUUACCUGACAAGCACACUUGAUGGGUGCAGUGAUCUAUGUUAACGGCUGUAACCGGUGACUCACAAUUGAGUGUAUCCUUCGUCUCAGGCUCGUUCGUUCAGUUCUUUUUCA
This is a messenger RNA of Triticum dicoccoides, 1779 nucleotides long. Its product is annotated as ruvB-like 2. The record is from RefSeq and is a predicted model, not a curated record. NCBI's taxonomy places the organism in Eukaryota, Viridiplantae, Streptophyta, Magnoliopsida, Poales, Poaceae. The transcript is spliced from 2 exons. The coding region runs from base 148 to 1572 and encodes 474 amino acids. Gene Ontology annotation, molecular function: ATP-dependent activity, acting on DNA; ATP binding; ATP hydrolysis activity.